CGAGAAACAUACAAAGGAUCGGAAAACAAACAAAAGUAAAAAUGUGUUCCUUCAAUCUUAUUACCACCAUGCAAUUCACAUGCAAAAUUGCAAUCUUUCUUGCAACAAUUCUGUGUCUCUCUCUAGCAAAUGCAGAGACUCAUCACCACCAAUUUGUUGUUCAAUCAACACCAGUGAAGAGGCUGUGCAAAACUCACAAUAUAAUCACGGUCAACGGGCAGUUCCCGGGCCCCACUCUGGAGGCGAGAGACGGCGACACCCUCGUCGUCAAAGUCAUCAACACUGCUCGUUACAACGUUACCAUUCACUGGCACGGGAUUCGGCAGAUGCGAACGCCUUGGGCUGAUGGGCCCGAGUAUGUGACUCAGUGCCCGAUUCAGCCCGGGGCCAGCUACACCUACCGAUUCACCAUUGAGAAUCAAGAUGGAACUCUGUGGUGGCACGCACAUAGCAAAUGGCUUAGAGCCACAGUCUAUGGAGCCCUCAUUAUUUACCCCAAACUAGGUGUUCCCUACCCUUUCCCCAAGCCUAACAAAGAGCUACCUAUACUACUUGGAGAAUGGUGGGAUAGAGACAUCAUCAGUGUCCUACGGCAGGCGAUUUUCACCGGCGCGGCGCCCAACGUCUCCGAUGCAUACACCAUCAACGGCCAGCCAGGAGACCAAUACAGAUGCUCAUCCAAAGAAACUACUAAAUUCUACGUCAAAUCCGGGGAGACACUACUCCUGAGAGUCAUCAAUGCCGCACUCAAUCAAGAACUCUUCUUGACCGUCGCCAACCACAUGCUGACCGUGGUCGGAAACGACGCCGUUUACAACAAACCAUUCUCCACCAGAGUCAUCAUGGUCGGCCCGGGCCAGACCACCAACGUCCUGCUCACCGCCGACCAGCCCGCCGGCCGCUACUACAUGGCGGCGCGUGCCUACCACAGCGCGCAGAACGCGGCGUUCGACAACACCACCACAACCGCCAUCCUCGAGUACACCAAGGGCGCAACCUCGCGGCCGCUGCUGCCGGCGCUUCCACGGUACAACGACACGAACACGGUGACCGCGUACACGAGCCGGCUGCGGAGCCUGGCGCCGGAGAAGAACAAGGUCCCAACUCACAUCGACGAGAAGCUCUUCUUCACGGUGGGGUUAGGGCUGGUGAACUGCACCCCGGGCCCCCGGUGCCAGGGGCCGAACAACACGCGCUUCGCGGCCAGCAUGAACAACGUGUCGUUCGUGCUGCCGCGGAGAAACUCACUCCUGCAGGCCUACUACAGCGGGAACGCGCAGGGCGUGUACACGGUGGACUUCCCGGGCGUGCCCCCGGUGGCGUUCGACUACACGGGCAACGUGAGCCGGGGGCUGUGGCAGCCUCGGCGCGGGACGAAGCUGUACAGGCUCAAGUACGGGUCGAGGGUGCAGAUCGUGUUGCAGGACACGGCCAUCGUGUCGACGGAGGACCACCCCGUGCACCUCCACGGCUACCACUUCCACGUGGUGGGGCAGGGGUUCGGCAACUUCAACCCGAGCAGAGACGCGGCGGGUUUCAACCUCGUGGAUCCGCCCGUGCGCAACACCAUCAACGUACCCGUCGGUGGCUGGGCCGUCAUCCGCUUCGUCGCCGACAAUCCGGGAGUUUGGCUGAUGCAUUGCCACAUCGACUCCCAUCUCUCGUGGGGAUUCGCGAUGGCGUUCGUGGUGGAGAACGGAAAGGGGAAGUUGCAGUCGGUUGAGGCGCCGCCGCCUGAUCUACCGCCGUGUUAGGAUCAGUAUUUUCGAGAAAUUAGUCGUUAUUUGUUGUUGAUGAUUCUAUUGUGUGCAUUUAUUUCAUUCAUACAAGUGUUGAGGAAAUGUAUCUCCAUUUGAUAGUGUAUUAAUUAUUGUUGUUUCCGGAUGCAUUAUAUUUUUAUGUAUACAUCAUUAAUGUAUACUAUAAUUGAUCCAUUCUUUAAAUUAAAGAAGCGAUCCAUUAGUAGUACUUGUAAAAGAAGCGAUCCGAUCCAUUAAUAUAUAUAUUGAUGUGU
Messenger RNA from Salvia miltiorrhiza (redroot sage), 2014 nucleotides. RefSeq names its product laccase-3-like. Lineage: Eukaryota; Viridiplantae; Streptophyta; Magnoliopsida; Lamiales; Lamiaceae. Bases 42 to 1754 code for a protein of 570 amino acids. Gene Ontology annotation, biological process: lignin catabolic process. Gene Ontology annotation, cellular component: apoplast. The record is from RefSeq and is a predicted model, not a curated record. Gene Ontology annotation, molecular function: copper ion binding; hydroquinone:oxygen oxidoreductase activity. The transcript has 6 exons.